AAAUUCUGGAAGGAGAUUGUUUUUGAGACGGCAAGACAUUCUGGCUUUGAAAAUACGGGUUCAUAGCAUGUUGCUUGCUUUUCUAACUUUAGAAAGGCAUUGAGAAAUGGUUGUAUUUAAGAUAAAAUACAUGUAUAAAAGCUCCCAUCCCGGUUUCCAAGCACCCUUCCAAUUCUUUGAAAUAUAAAAGCACCUUGAAAGAAAAUCUGGCAAUUAAUCUGUCAGUAUUAUAUCAGACAGCUGAAUUAUUCUGCCAGUGAGUAACCUGCCAUCUUGCUCUUAAACUGAAGAAUAGCAAUGGCCUCUGUGGUAGCCAGCUUAGGAAGUGAAUGAGUUGAAUGGCGAUCUUUUGGCGGAGUUUAGGGAAAAGAUGCAGCACCUUGCAAAGGUACAGGCUGUGAGCUAGUUCUCCUUCAUGGCAGUGGUACCAACACUGAAUGCCACUAUGGACUGAAACCCUGACACCCUCUGAGGUGUAGGGAGGCUGAUUGGCAAGACAGGGCUAUAGAUUAAAGUUGCCGUGAAAGGAGUUAAAAAACCAGGAGGCAGGUAAUGCAGAUGUCAGAGAAUCAGGUUAAUGAAUGUAUGACACGUGCAGCAAGGGGCCAUUUGCCUGCAGACCAGAAGCAGUCUCCAGAUGGACUGCAGCUGAUGGAUUCGUUUUCAGGAGACCUGUGCUGUGGAACCAGUCUGGAAGUUUGUAUCUGAAUGGAGCAAGCUCAUCUCAUCCCCAGAGCUGAAAACCAGGUAGUGUGACCUUGACAACCUGGUGACCUAGCAGAGUGUCCAGACUGGAGUCACAGCAGCCAUGGUUUCUGUGUCACAUGGGCUGCAUCUUCUGGCUGCUGUCAUUUAUCAGGCAACUGUGUCUCUGCCCUGUCUGGAUUCCUCCCAGCCUUCCUCCUCCCUCUCCUUCUGCUUGCUUGCAGGAAUUGUUCUCAGGCCAUGUCCGUGCUGUGCAGUGCCCACUGUGCCCAUGGAGGUGAAGGUGUAAAGCUGCACACUGUUCUGGUCAGUGAGGGUAGUCUUUGUGCCUCCUUCCUCUCCUCGAGGGCAUCUAACUAAGGGAUGUGGGAACAGUUCUUACAUAUCUGUGGUGCAAUUGGAAGGAGCAGUGGCUACAAUCAGCACACUGGAAAAGAACUGUAGGCACAGUUUUGCAGACCCCCACCUACCUCUGUGUGAGGUGUUACUUACAAGAGUAGAGUAGGUAGGCAAAGAGUGUACAUUUAAGAAUUGCACAGCUAGUGGAAGCCUCUCCUGUGGUUUUCAACCUUCUCUAUUAGUAUAAAUAUUUUAAUUUCCUUGCCAUGUCAAGUCUCUUCAAGAGCUAGCAUACACAGUGCUUAAACUGAAAAUUUAAUCUGCUGUUAUGCUGACACAAACAGGAACUCCACUGAGAUGUAAUUGAGGUAGGAAGUGGAUAAUAGCAGUAAUAGUUAGCAUGUUAACUGCUUUAACUCUCUGAAGCAUUUUGUGCCUGUCUGAUCUAAAAAGCUGGUUGUUUGCCUGCAUGGUUUGUUUAUGUAUGAGGUAAUUCUAUUGAAAUUCCAACCUACCUGAGUGUGCACUAUCAGUAUCUAAGAUAGGUUUUGAAAUUAGAAGUUCCCGACUGUUUUGUUUUUUUCCCUAUCAUAAGAUGCUGUCUAUCCCCUGGAGAUGUUUAGCCGUAGUGAGUCAUGCUCACAAUGAUCUUAUAGUAGAUGCCAGAGAUUUUUUUGGCAUAAAGGAAAAUCCCAUUUUGUUCAGUUGAUAGACUUAACCCUUUUGUUACAGUAGUCCUGCUUUCCUUUGUUGGUAAAGCUCUUUGAACAGACACCAGAUUGAUUAUUCAAGGGACAUACAUUCACUUGAAUCCUCUACAUGCAAAGAGCUCGGUGCUGCUGUGCUCUACAUUUCAUCCCGUCCCAUUGCGGGUUGGCAGCUGCACUCGCCUUCUCCGUAUCGUAUUCAGCCACGAUCAAGUGUAGACAUUUUACCUGCAUGAGAUUGCUGAGGUGCAGGUCAGACACUGCCAAAGAGCAACUGCUGUAGGGCUUCUUGUGCUCACAUCAUCAGUGAAGUUCAAGGUCUCUGUAACCACACACUUGUGCCUGUAUUCCAAAGACAGAGGGAACAAAACCUGAAAUUUACUAAAGAUCACUACUCAGCAUGACCACACGAGAAUAAGACAUGCAUUCUUAUACCUAAUGGUUUUAUGAGAGGUCUUACCUUAUUCAAAUAAUAUCUUCUAUUGAGUGAUGAAAGCAUAAACCAAAAAAAGCAUAAGAGAAGAUACAGAUUUAUAUAUUGAAUUCCAUAUAAAAAAUGAUCUUAAUAAAGUUGGUAAAUUUUUGAAAAUCAGUGUUGGAGAAAAAAAAAAAUCCUCAGCAGCUUAGAGUCCAUCUCUGAUCUGUGAUCAGAAGGUUUUCUGUAAUGGUUGUAGCACACUGUGCUGUCAGACCAAAGCAGAAUAUGAGAGAAAGGGACAAAAACUUUUGCAAGUAUUUAUAAAACUGGUUGUAUACUGAGGCACAGAGGUGCCCAGUACUGCCUUAAAGGACACUUUAAAGUACUGUUCUUUAAAGGACAGUUGAUGCUUUUUGUUGAUGUUUAAUCAAGCAUUUUCUGUCCAGUCAGAUGAACUUGUGUAAUUAUUUUAGUACACUAAUGCUGCUCUUACCCUGAGGCUGCGACGAGGACCAGCUAUGUGCCUAAUACUUCGGUAUGCACAUAUGUAGUCCCGAUUAUAUGUGGAGAAAAAUGAAUUGUUGUGAACAAAUGCAAGAUCAGGGCCACUGAGGGCAAUUUGUCCACAGAAUCACAAUAUGGACCUUGUUAUAUACCAGGGGUUUUUUUUAUUAUUCAUUGAUGGAAUGCAGACCAAUAUCAUUUUCUUUAAAAACAAUUCUGCACUGUCAGAGUGGAAUAUUUCAGCUUCUGUUAUUGUCUGUCAAAUAGUCAUUCACUAGUCCUCAAUAUCUCUUUCAGGUUUUGAUAAUUUUUAUAUUUUCUUUCAGAAUAAUCAGUAUAAUUUGACCUGGUAAUCAACAAGUUGAGUGCCAGAACAAUCCUUUUGUCUGUCUUUCUCUGUUUUGGCAUUUAUGAAAUUGCAAAAGUCAUGCUUUGGGCAUCCUUAUUUUCCCCCACAUUCCAAUGUGCACAAAAUAAUAAACCUGAAGGCACUGAGGGCUACUUAUACCAAAGAAUUGUUUGUUCUGAAAAGAAUGCUUGGUACUUGGAAACUUUAUCCUGAGAAUAUGCAACUUUGUCUUAAUAGGACACUACUGUCUUGUGGUGAAAUUGAGGUGUUUCAAACUAUAUUGCUGACCCAAUUUUGAAGUAGAAUACUCUGAAAGAGAGAUUAUGAUUAGUAUAAGCAAUUUGAAUGUUUAUCCUACAUAAUGCUUUUUGAAUUUUUCAUAGAUGUGUUUUGUAAAUGUCUUGUUUAAUUCCCUUGAGAGCUUGUUUGGAGAACAGAGGAGGCGAGAGAGUGGACUUAGACCCAAUGAAUCACUAAAAGCAAAUUUUCAUCUGCUGCCACUAGAACUUAAAUUCACAAAGCAGCCUGUUUCCCGGCAGCCAGGAAUGUCGUGAAGCAGUCUCAGCCUCUAUCCCACUUCCUAGAAGCGAGUGGCGGUGGUGAGAGCACGGUCUCGCUGCUAGGCCAGGAAGCACCGUCUGUUGCAAUGACUCCUGUAGAUACCGUAACUCCAGUACACACAGGGACAGCCCCCAGAGCUGGUGCCACCUCUAUAAAGCAACCUGCUCCGGCCACACAUCUUCCUUCAGCCGAGGCAUCUGCUGGGAGAGAUGCAGGUGUGCCAGCAGCACAAGAGGAGAAAUGUCAUUUGACUCACUGAAGAUUUAAAACCGAUAGAGUCAUGUGGGAGAAGAUGAAAUUUUAGUCUCAAGUGACGGAAUCAAGUCAUAAGAAGUAAAGAGGUUUGGACGAUUUCUCACUAAAUGGAAGGUAUAUAGAAGGCCUCUAACACCACUGCAUCUCUCCAUCCCACUCCUGCUGCACAGAGACUGCACUCUUGGCCUUGGAGGUUAAUAAAAUGCUGGAUUCAAUCAAGUGUGUUCUGGUGGGAGAUUCUGCGGUUGGGAAAACAUCUCUCUUGGUACGUUUCACCUCUGAGACUUUUCCAGAUGACUACAGACCCACCGUAUAUGAAAACACCGGAGUGGAUGUCUUCAUGGAUGGUGUACAGAUUAGCUUGGGUCUUUGGGACACAUCUGGCAGUGAUGCCUUUAAAGGCAUUCGCCCUCUCUCCUACCAACAGGCAGAUGUGGUAUUAAUGUGCUACUCAGUAGCAAACCACAAUUCCUUUCUGAACCUGAGGAACAAAUGGAUCAGUGAGAUCCGCAGCCAUCUGCCCCGCAUCCCCGUUUUGGUGGUGGCCACUCAGACUGACCAGCGUGACGCAGGUCCCUACGGUUCCUCCUGUAUCAGCCCCAUGGAUGGAAAGCGGCUUGCCCAGGACGUGCGAGCCAAAGGCUACUUGGAGUGCUCUGCCCUCAGCAACAGGGGGGUGCAGCAGGUGUUUGAAUAUGCCGUGCGGACAGCGGUCAAUCAAGCCAAAAGGCAGAACAGGCGGAAGCUCUUCUCCAUUAAUGAGUGCAAGAUCUUCUGAGGACUGGUUUUGCUCACGUUUGUUCUUUAUGUUUUCUCACAAAGAUACUGCAGCAGAGAGAAUGGGAGGUGAAAUCCUCCUGGCAGGACCACAGUGCAGGUGCCUCUUGUGAGACAGAUGUGCUCUUUAUCUGAUCCUCUCCCCUCCAAAACACGUGGGUGCUAUCUUGAAAAGUAAAAGGUGCAUACCCUUAUUCACAAACUUGUGUUUGGACUUUGCUAGCCUGAACUGGAGCAGUCUUAGCCUGCAGAUUUGCAGAGAACAGCAGUACUGAUUUUGGUUUUGUUUCUGUCGGUCUUCUUCAGUUGUUGGUUUAUCUGCAUUUAUUUAAUGACAAACUUCUGCCUGGAUCAGCCCCCACCUCUGUCCUUGUGGAUUUUUUUACUAAAGAACAUAGUAAAUAAAAUCUGACCAAUGUGUAUUUUA
Molecule: messenger RNA, 5042 nt
Organism: Cyanistes caeruleus (blue tit)
Lineage: Eukaryota; Metazoa; Chordata; Aves; Passeriformes; Paridae
Gene: RHOH
Product: ras homolog family member H
Biological process (GO): small GTPase-mediated signal transduction
Molecular function (GO): GTP binding; GTPase activity
Source: RefSeq, a predicted model, not a curated record